This is a messenger RNA of Arabis nemorensis, 429 nucleotides long. Lineage: Eukaryota; Viridiplantae; Streptophyta; Magnoliopsida; Brassicales; Brassicaceae. The record is from the annotation of a GenBank genome assembly.
AUGAAAAAUCUCAUCAUCUUUACGAUCCUUUUAGGCCUAUGCAUCGGCUUAAGCAAUGGUUUCCACGUCCACAUGAUAGGAGAAAGCAAAGUCGUGAUAAGCAACCAGUUGGAGCAUAAUAAACUCCUCAAGGUUCAUUGUAACUCCGGAGACGACGAUCUAGGAGAGAAAAUCUUGAAAAUCGGUGAAGAUUACAAGUUUACUUUUGGUGAUAAUCUUUGGCAAACGACUCGUUUCUCGUGUAAAAUGGAUCAAGGUCCUAAUUUCAAGCAUCACCAAGAGUUUGUGGCUUAUGAGUCUUCUUGGAGCAAAGCUCUUGAAGCCUCUUGUAAGUGGAUCGCUAGAGAAGAUGGUAUCUACUUUUCUCUAGAUGGGAGCCCUCCUGCGAAUAGAUAUAUGUGGGAUGGUCCUCACUUCCUGAAAAAUUAA